AUGACUUCUGCAGGCCUUCAGAUUUUGGGUAUGUUUCUGGCAUGUGUUGGUUUUGUGGGAGACAUCAUCAUCUGCGCCCUGCCUAUGUGGAAGGUGUCUGCUUUCAUUGGGAAUAAUAUCGUGACCGCGCAGACCUUCUGGGAGGGCCUGUGGAUGAACUGUGUGAAGCAGAGCACAGGCCAGAUGCAGUGCAAAGUCUAUGACUCCAUGUUGGCUCUGCCUCAGGACUUACAGGCUGCCCGUGCCCUAGUAGUCAUCUCCAUCCUGGUUGUCUUCAUGGGGAUCCUGCUCUCCAUCGCAGGAGGGAAAUGCACCAACUGUGUUGAAGAUGAGGCCGCCAAAGUCAAGGUGGUAGUCACUGCUGGGGUGUCCUUCAUCGUCGGUGGUCUCCUGUGCCUCAUUCCUGUGUCCUGGUCUGCUAAUGAGAUCAUCAGGAACUUCUACAAUCCUGUCAUCAUCGACGCCCAGAGGAGGGAGCUUGGUGCUGCGCUCUUCAUCGGCUGGGGGUCUGCAGGACUGCUGCUGAUCGGGGGUGCACUCCUUUGCUGUCAGUGUCAGCGGCGCAAGGACAACAGAUACUCUGCCAAAUACUCGGCUCCUCGCUCAUCCGCUAGUGGAGGGGCCUACGUCUGA
Messenger RNA from Sphaeramia orbicularis (orbiculate cardinalfish), 633 nucleotides. It is a transcript of the gene cldnd, whose product is annotated as claudin d. Bases 1 to 633 code for a protein of 210 amino acids. Gene Ontology annotation, cellular component: membrane; bicellular tight junction. Lineage: Eukaryota; Metazoa; Chordata; Actinopteri; Kurtiformes; Apogonidae. Gene Ontology annotation, molecular function: structural molecule activity. The transcript has a single exon. The record is from RefSeq and is a predicted model, not a curated record.